Musa acuminata subsp. malaccensis (wild Malaysian banana) is the source of this 1183-nucleotide messenger RNA. The record is from RefSeq and is a predicted model, not a curated record. Lineage: Eukaryota; Viridiplantae; Streptophyta; Magnoliopsida; Zingiberales; Musaceae.
AUUUUGAUGACAUUUGGUAACGUACGCGUUGAACCCGCAGACCAUCCACGAUCCUUACAAGCACGCCACACGCAUCCACGAUCAAAAGGUCGAACACCUUCCUUCCUUCGUUCCGCCCUCGGCCGCCGCUUGCCGCCCGCCGCCCGCGGAUCCAGUACCUCGCUCUCGUCCCGUCGCCACUGGGGAAAUGGAGGACGCACCGGCCGCGGCGCUGAAGGCGGUUACAUUGACCCACGUCCGGUACCCGCGGGGCGACUCCCUGGGCCACUUCCUGGCGUGGGUGUCCCUGAUCCCGGUCUUCAUCAGCUUUGGUGGGUUCAUCUCCCACUUCAUCUUCCGGCGGGAGCUGCAGGGCCUCUGCUUCGCCCUCGGCCUCAUUAUCUCCCAGGUCAUCAACGAGCUCAUCAAAUCCUCCAUCCACCAGUCCCGCCCCUCGUCGAUGUGCGCCGUCCUCGAGGUCUGCGACUCCCACGGUUGGCCCUCCAGCCACUCGCAGUUCAUGUUCUUCUUUUCGACCUACUUUUCCCUCCUCUGCCUCAUCAACGGCGUCGGCGUCUCCUCCCCCAGCUCUAGACGCAUCAUCGCCCUCCUCCCGUGGCCUUCCGCCUUCCUCACCCUCUACUCGCGCGUCUACCUCGGCUACCACACCGUCCCCCAGGUGCUCGCGGGAUCGACGCUGGGGCUGCUGCUCGGGGCCGGGUGGUACUGGAUCGUGAACACGAUGCUGGUGGACUUCUUUCCGGCAGUGGAGGAGAGCGCGAUCGGGAGAUUCCUGUACAUCAAGGACUCGACGCACAUCCCGAACGUGCUCAAGUUCGAGUACGACAAUGCAAGGGCUGCCAGGAAGAAACCAGCCAAGGAUUGAACGAACCCCGCUGUUUAUCUGUUGGAAAAAGAUUGAGAUCAAACAUGGCGUACAAUAUCCUGAUUCCAGUAUGAAGCCAGGCAUACAUGAACCUGCUGUCUCCAGAGGCAUGUAUAGAAGAUCUUGAAAGAUGAUCUUGCUCCUGGUACUGUUCUCCUGCUAUCUGUUGCUUGUUAAGUCAUUAAGAUGAGACAAUCAUAUUUUCGUAGGUUUAUUCCGACAUUGUUUUCCGCUUGAUGAUAACUGCAUUUGCACUCGAUUAUCAUGAAUAUUUGUAAUUUCAAAUACUGUAUAAAUCUUUAUCUUCAAAGUUCUUCA